Molecule: messenger RNA, 1790 nt
Organism: Syngnathoides biaculeatus (alligator pipefish)
Lineage: Eukaryota; Metazoa; Chordata; Actinopteri; Syngnathiformes; Syngnathidae
Product: SH2 domain-containing adapter protein E-like
Exons: 7
Coding region: 135-1292 (385 amino acids)
Molecular function (GO): phosphotyrosine residue binding
Source: RefSeq, a predicted model, not a curated record
CCUGGGAAAAGUGUAAACGCCGCCCUAGGAAUGAGACCGCCAUUCCGAAUGAAGAAACGGAAGAGAAGGAGGACUGAGGUGCAAGAUAAAUCGCAAAUGGGCUAAAGAUAUUUUUUUUUCUUUGAAUAGCAGCCAUGGCGAGAUGGUUCAAGGAGUUCCCCAUCAACCUGAAAAACGGUACCAAAACGUCCGCCUUCAAGACGGGUCAACGCAAAAACUCCUCCGGGGACGACGGCGGGCUCGUUGGCACCACCCUCCUACCCGGACGGAACCGCAAGAACUCUCCUACGGAGCUGAACAGGGGGCAGAAAGAUGGCAAACCGCGGGACGGUCUCCCCCUGGCCGGCAAAGGCCGCAAGAAUUCCAGAACAGAACUGGCGGCGGUGUCGGACGAGAUCAGGAACGGGAAGGGCGCCGCGAGCUGCGCUUACAUCAGUAGAAUGGUCCGUGUGGACACGAUGGACAAGAGCCCCAAUUUUGACCCCGGUACCGUCGCCAGUCACCAAGUGGUACCAGAUGCAGACAAACAGGCCGAGCAGAGCAAAAUGGACUCGGUAACCAUCCUGGAGGACUACGCGGACCCCUUCGAUGCCCACCGGACGCGACAGCAACGGGAAUCAGAGCGAGUGGGCGACAACGACGGCUACAUGGAGCCUUACGAUGCCCAGCAGAUGAUCACCGAAAUCAGACGGCGGGGAUCCAAAGACCUCCUGCGAGUGCAAAUGGAAGCGGGUGAGAUCCUAAUGGACGGGGGUCAGCCCGAGGGAAUCGGCGAAGGCGAAGCUCACUAUGAGACCUCCGGGGGGCCGCCCAGAGACGAUGCCCCCCAGAAGCAAACGCAGCAUCAUCAGCACAAGAGGCAGAAAAGCUGGACGCAGAAAAUCCUGAGACCCUCAACGCAGACCCCGUCGUCCUGCUCCAGUCCGGGAAGCCCCCCCGAAACUCUCACCUCCUCUAUUGACCCCACACGACCCCUUGAGAAACAGAGCUGGUACCACGGUUCCGUGACCCGUCAGGAAGCCGAGCUUCAGCUGCUGGCCUGCAAGGAGGCCAGCUUCCUGGUCCGGAACAGCGAAUCGGACAGUAGCAAAUACUCCAUCGCCCUCAAAACACGGCAGGGGUGCGUCCACAUCAUGGUGGCGCAGACCAAAGGGAACGGCUUCACCCUGGAUCAGAACGGCUGCGUGUUCCCCAGCAUCCCGGAGGUGGUGCACCACUACCGCACCCGCCGGCUGCCUUUCAACGGGGCCGAGCACAUGACCCUGAUGCACCCCGUGCCUCGCGGCCUUUAGCCCCAUCCGCCAGCGCCGCCCCGUAUGCCACCCGUCGUCGUCGACCCCGGGGGGGAGUUUUUGGACCGAAGACGUGAUUCAAAAAUACGUUCGUUUGCGGUAUCCUUCCGUCCAUUUUCUUAGCCGCUUAUUCUCACAAGGGUCGCGGGGAGUGCUGGAGUCUAUGAUUUGCAAGAAUGAAAAUUAAAUCAUGAAAUGACAUUUUCAUUCCAAAAAUAUCAUUUGAUUCACACUAGAUGGCACAACAAUAUUUUAAUAAUAAAUGAAACUGUAACAAAUAUUAGUUAUAUAUUAACAUAACAAAAGUUCCAAUUAUUUUGUGAGUAUUUUCAAAGUUUCACCUCUAUGUGGCCAGUGAAGCACAUCGGGUACUUGUGCAACAUUCAUAGCACAUUUAUCAAGCCUACUUUAAGUGAUUUUUUUUUUAACAUAUUUUUUUAUUUUUCAUGACAUUCAUAUCAACCUUUUGAGUGUUGCAAGUUAAACUGACUCUCUGCU